Alosa sapidissima (American shad) is the source of this 2131-nucleotide messenger RNA. It is a transcript of the gene chrnb1, whose product is annotated as cholinergic receptor, nicotinic, beta 1 (muscle). The record is from RefSeq and is a predicted model, not a curated record. NCBI's taxonomy places the organism in Eukaryota, Metazoa, Chordata, Actinopteri, Clupeiformes, Clupeidae. The transcript is spliced from 11 exons. Gene Ontology annotation, cellular component: synapse; postsynaptic membrane; neuron projection. Gene Ontology annotation, biological process: regulation of membrane potential; monoatomic ion transmembrane transport; nervous system process. Gene Ontology annotation, molecular function: transmembrane signaling receptor activity; acetylcholine-gated monoatomic cation-selective channel activity. Bases 142 to 1632 code for a protein of 496 amino acids.
CCCGAGCGCACAGUAGGAGCCGUGGCCUCUCGCGGAUGAUCGGUAGCACACCAUUUGACUCAAAACAAUACUAUAAGCUUUAACACACAGCGGGACAAUACACGUUUUUGUGGAGCCAAAUCGAUAUAUUUGUGGGUCGCCAUGAAGGCGUCGGAUGUAUUCCUCGUCGUUUGCUUCUUGUAUGGUCUGUGUUGUCUUGGAGGGGCUACCGAGGGGGAGAAUAACCUGAUGAAGCAGCUCUUUACGGGAUACAACCUUAAGGUGCGGCCAGCGGAGCGACCUGACCAGAAGGUGGUGGUUCGGGUGGGCAUGGUUCUAGCGUCAUUCGUUGCCUUGAACAUGAAAGAUGAGGAGAUGAACACCAUUGUCAUCAUGAACUUGGAGUGGACCGAUCAUCGAUUACGUUGGGAUCCCAAGGGCUAUGAUAAUAUCAAAGUGCUACGUGUAGCUUCCGGAAAAGUAUGGCUCCCUGAUGUUGUCCUCAUCAACAAUAAUGACGGAGUGUUUGAUGUUGCCCUCCAUGUCCACGUUCAGGUGUACAGUAACGGCAGAGUUACCUGGACACCUCCUGCUCUCUUCCGCAGCUCCUGUGGAGUAAAGGUGACCUAUUUUCCUUUUGACUGGCAAAACUGCACCAUGGUGUUCCACUCGUAUACGUACGACUCGUCCGAGGUAGACUUGCAGUAUGCGCUGGACGAAAGAGGCAAGGAAAUCAAAGAGAUCGUCUUCGACCACACCUUCAGUGAGAGCAGUGAGUGGUACAUCCGCCACACGCCGGCGCGUAAGAACGUGGGCAGGGACAACUACGAGGACAUAACCUUCUACCUGAUCAUCGAGCGCAAGCCCAUGUUCUACGUGGUCAACAUCGUCCUGCCGUGCAUCCUCAUCACCAUCAUCGCCAUCUUCAACUUCUACCUGCCACCCGAUGCAGGAGAGAAGAUGGGACUGUCCAUUAACGUGCUGCUGACCCUGACUGUGUUCCUGCUCCUACUGGCCGAUAAGGUCCCAGAGACGUCUCUAGGCGUGCCGAUCAUCGUCAACUACCUCAUGUUCACCAUGAUCCUCGUCACCGUCUCCGUCAUCCUCAGUGUGGUGGUGCUCAACCUCCAUCACCGCUCGCCCAACACACAUCAGAUGCCCAUGUGGGUGCGCAGGAUCUUCAUCCACCUGCUCCCUCCCUAUCUGGGCAUGCUACGGCCGAAAGUGGAGACCCCACUGUCGCUGGAGAAGCCGCCCAAAAAGGAAAUUUUCUCAUCCAUCAGCCACCACGCCGAUGAGUACUUUAUCCGCAAACCCACCAACGCUUCCAUCUUCCCCAAGCCCAACAGGUUCCAGUCAGAGGGCAUGUGCACUGACUUGAGGAAGUUCAUCGAUGGUCCGAGCCAUUACCUCACGCUGCCCCCCGACCUCAAGUCUGCCAUCAACGCCAUCACCUACAUCGCCGAACAGCUACAGGCAGAGAAGGACUACGGAGCGCUGAAGGAAGAUUGGCAGUACGUUGCCAUGGUAGUGGACCGCCUCUUCCUGUGGAUCUUUGUCGUUUUCACCACUGUGGGCACACUGGCCAUCUUUGCUGAUGCCAGUUUCAAUGCCACGCCCAGUGACCCCUUUGGUGGCCAAUGGAAUGCCUAGCUCCGCCUCUCUCCCUGCCCUUCAGCCAAUUCGUUCCUCAGCAAUAUGUCAGAAGUUCCGCCCCAAAAGUCCAAGGCAUAUUUUUAUUUUAAGUUGCCAUACUGUCAAGAUAUUUUAGAAAUACAUCAGACACAGGCUUGGGAUGCCUUUGAUUUACACACACAUACACCUGCAAGUUCAUAUAUGUAUCCAUCAUCUAUAGACAUGAUGCCUUUAAUAGCCUCUCUCUCUCUCUCUCCCUCUCUCUCUCUCUCUAUCUCUCUCUCUCUCUCUCCAUCUCUCUCUCUCUCCCUCUCUCUCUCACUCUCUCUCUCUCUCUCUCUCUCUCACACACACACACACACACACACACACACACACACACACACACACACACAUUCUCAGACUCAUUCUCACAUACAAUCAUUAAACACUGGCCUUGGAUGCCUUUGAUCCUCACACACACACACACACACACACACACACACACACACACACACAUACACACAGACACACACAA